AUGACACCACCACAAAUGCUUGGAUUUGGCGUUUAUUUUGCACGUUCGAUUGCACACACAGAAAACAAGGCUAGACAUGCUGGAGCUUUGAUAUGUGCCGAAAUUAGAAUGAGUCGUGUCAAAGAAGUAACACGUAAUGAAAUCCAUACAGUUCAAAAUUCAAACACAUGGUGGAAAGACUAUGAUACAGUUUAUUUUAAUCAUCAGAAUGACGACAGAGAUGAAUUUUGUAUUAAAGAUCCAGCACAAAUAUUACGAUGGGUCAUUGUGGUGGAUAAAAAUUUUGAUACAAAAGUCGAAGAAUAUGGAUUAGAUACGGAAUUUGAAGAUACAAAGUGCGGUUGCAUAUAA
This is a messenger RNA of Rotaria sp. Silwood2, 351 nucleotides long. NCBI's taxonomy places the organism in Eukaryota, Metazoa, Rotifera, Eurotatoria, Philodinida, Philodinidae. The record is from the annotation of a GenBank genome assembly.